This is a messenger RNA of Camarhynchus parvulus, 2885 nucleotides long. It is a transcript of the gene OXSM, whose product is annotated as 3-oxoacyl-ACP synthase, mitochondrial. The transcript is spliced from 3 exons. The coding region runs from base 1275 to 2681 and encodes 468 amino acids. Lineage: Eukaryota; Metazoa; Chordata; Aves; Passeriformes; Thraupidae. The record is from RefSeq and is a predicted model, not a curated record. Gene Ontology annotation, molecular function: 3-oxoacyl-[acyl-carrier-protein] synthase activity. Gene Ontology annotation, biological process: fatty acid biosynthetic process.
UGUGAUAUAUAUAUUUUUAUACAUGUAUACACACAUGCUACCUCUUUUGUAGAGUCCAGGCUAAAAAACUGAAAUGGCAAAUUUGGGUCAGGAUUUAAAAGAGACUACUACAAAAAUACUUUUUUAAUAAUGAAAUUUAAUAUUUGCAUGAAAUAUGUAUAAAAUAUAAUAUGUGAUUAUUUACUAUUUUUAUUCCUUAUCCCAAGUGUUCUUGACCAGGCUGGAUGCUGAUCUCUGCUGCCUGGUCUAGUGAAAGGUGUCCGUGCCCACGGCAGGCGUUGUUGGAAUGGGAUGAUCUUUAAGAUCUCUUCCAACCCAGGCCUUUCUGUGGUUCCAUGACAUAUUUAAGUAACACUGCUGUGUACUUGUGCUGCCACAGGUCUGGGCAUUUUAGCAGGAAUGCCCAGCAGCCUCUUACGGUCUUCAUUCAGCUCUCUCCAUUUUACCAAAGAGCUGGGGGUGCCAAGUUGCUCUUUGGACAAGGCUAAAAGCAGGCAACCUGUUGAAGCCUGUUUUGUAGGUGUUGGCAGAGCUGUACUGCAGCCUCUGCCCUGCUCCAGCAUGUCAGAGGUGUGCAAUCAGACUGGCUCUGGACUACGGCACAGUACAGUGCCAUCACUGCUUGGCAUAGUCCUCUGGUCCUUCCUCAAGUACUUGUUCUCAGCAGAGGCCUUCUGACAUCACUUGCCGUGCCUCUUGCGAUGCAGGGUCUGGUGGUGUUGCCUUCAACAGAGAUGGUGCUGUGCUCCACAUCUUGCUCAAGCUACUGGAGAUACUGUCCCCUGACAGUAUAUAACCCAAGGCUGAUAAAGCAUAGGUGGAAGUGGAAAGAGAAGGGAGUCUUGUCCUAGAUAUGUAAUUACAUUAGUAGCAAGGACAAGUUUAUUGACUCCUGUUUGAGGUUUCUAGACUGUUCUGCCAGACAUGAAGGUUGAGAUGACAAUAUUCUCAACUUGGUGGGACAUACACUUUCCAGUGAACACACACUUUUUCCCUUAGAAGAGUGAAGCUGUUAAUGCUCAUUGUUUCUGCCUCCAGUCAGCUGGUUUCUCCAGGGGAAAUUUUGCAGCAAAAUCAGAGAGUGCUUCACAGUCCACAGUGGUGCAAAGUCAUAUUCAUCAGCAGCUUAAGCUAGAAGAGCUCACUAGAGGCAUUCCCAAAGUGAACGUUUCUUUGCCAUUAUCUGCCAUAACUCAUACUAUUCCUCAUUACAGACACAGAAACUAUAUCCUUUGCUUCAGGGUUGAAAACAGGCUGUCAAGUAAAAAGCAGGAAUGUGCUUGAUUAUUGCCACCAUGUUCUCACAGUGCUCACGGGAUCUGUUAAAGAUUGCAAAUCUUCAUCUCCGGAGUCUGAAUUUAAAUCUACAUUUACAAAACCACAGAAGGGCUUUCAGCAAGUCACUGCCUGCAUGUCGAAGGAAAGUAGUUGUUACAGGUAUUGGCUUAGUGUCCCCUCUUGGUGUGGGGACUCAGUUUGUGUGGAAGCACCUUCUGGAAGGAGGCAGUGGGAUUAUAUCACUAGAUGGGGAAGAAUAUGCAGGCAUCCCAUGUAGAGUGGCUGCGUGUGUGCCAAGGGGAAACAAGGAGGGUGAGUUCAGUGAAGAAAGCUUUGUGUCGAAGUCAGAGAUCAAAUCUAUGAGUUCGGCCACCGUGAUGGCCAUCGGUGCAGCAGAGCUUGCAAUGAAGGACUCUGGCUGGUCUCCCCAGUCUGAACAGGACCGCUUAACGGCCGGUGUGGCAAUUGGGAUGGGGAUGGUUCCACUGGAAGAAAUUUCUGACACAGCUGCCUUAUUUAAAACAAAGGGUUACAGUAAGGUCAGCCCUUUUUUUGUCCCGAAGAUUUUGGUCAAUAUGGCAGCAGGCCACAUCAGCAUUAGAUACCAACUGAAAGGGCCGAAUCAUGCUGUGUCGACCGCUUGUACCACAGGUGCACACGCAGUUGGAGACUCCUUUAGAUUCAUUGCUGCUGGUGAUGCUGAUGUCAUGUUGGCUGGAGGGACUGAGGCUUGCAUUAGUCCUUUGUCUUUGGCUGGAUUCGCAAGAGCCCGGGCUCUCAGCACGAGUUUUAACUCAAGCCCUAAAACAGCGUGUCGACCCUUUGAUUCGCAGAGGGAGGGGUUUGUAAUGGGAGAGGGUGCUGCUGUGCUGCUCUUGGAAGAGCAUGGACAUGCCGUGCAAAGAGGUGCUAGGAUCUAUGCAGAAGUUUUGGGUUAUGGACUGUCCGGUGAUGCUUGCCACAUAACAGCACCUAAUCCCGAGGGAGAUGGUGCAUUCAGGUGUAUGUCUGCAGCAAUAAAGGAUUCUGGGAUCAAACCUGAAGAUGUAACAUAUGUCAAUGCACAUGCAACUUCUACACCUCUAGGAGAUGCUGCUGAGAAUCAAGCAAUCAAGAGACUUUUUAAAGAUCACUCACGUAACAUUGCAGUUUCCUCAACAAAAGGAGCAACAGGACAUCUUUUGGGGGCUGCAGGAGCUAUUGAAGCAGCUUUUACUGCACUGUCCUGCUACCAUGGGAUUUUGCCACCUACUCUAAACUUACAGAAAACAGAGGCAGAGUUUGAUCUCAAUUAUGUUCCAUUGACAGCUCAGGAGUGGAAGACUGACAAACGGCGCAUAGCACUCACAAAUUCAUUUGGCUUUGGUGGCACUAAUGCAACUUUGUGCUUUGCAAGUGUUUAACUUAUGCUGUCAAUGGUGUGAAAAAAUUGCACCAAUUAUGAUUUUCUGUACUACUGUCUCUGGUGUGUCCUGUAAUAUUUUCUCAGCUUUGAGAGUUGCUCAUUUGAUACAUAAGAACUUUAUUCACCCUGGCAUUUACACCAAUAAUUCUUUUAGAAAGAAGGAACUUCUUUUACUCAUUUUAAUAAAAAUAAAAAAGAUCUA